This is a messenger RNA of Biomphalaria glabrata, 6563 nucleotides long. RefSeq lists its product as uncharacterized. Bases 155 to 5386 code for a protein of 1743 amino acids. The record is from RefSeq and is a predicted model, not a curated record. The transcript has 35 exons. NCBI's taxonomy places the organism in Eukaryota, Metazoa, Mollusca, Gastropoda, Planorbidae.
CAAAUACUAAUAUUAUGUCAAGUUCCGUUUGGCUGUGUUGACAGCUUCUGAAACACAGUCAGGCCCACUGUGGAAGUGAAACAGGUUAACUAGGAAGUACUUUGCUCCAGGCAAAGACUCGUUCCUAGAUUUCCAUUCUCGCUACGGUCAGAAAAUGCAGGCGGCAAUACGUAUUGUGGAUAAGUCUACUGGAGAUGGGGUUGAUACGGCGCGACGUACCUUUGUUCCCAUUCUAUCAGGGGAACUAGUUCUUAAUGAUGCGGAAGAAGUGAUCCUGUCACCCACACAUAGUACUAUCUGCAACAUUCUGUCUGACCCAGGCUACCCUCUUGGUCUCUCGUCUUCACGUCAAUUCUUGAAAAGACAAAAAUCUGCCAUUGGAUUUCAUCUACGGUCACGAUCAAUCAGAGAAAGCAAAUCUCAUAGACCUUCCAUUUUUAAGGCAGAAACAGGUUUGGAACGCCAGAAGGUCUCGGAUCAUGAUUUGCAAAAUGAUGCACUGCGGGACUUUACAGCUGAAAAAAAAAUUUUAGCUGAAACGAGCCGCAGGAGGUCGAGUAAAAAGAAAACACCACUCGCCAAGAGAUCUUCAUCGUUUCUACCACGAUCAGUCAAACCUGGGCUACAAGGAAGUAUAACCUCCUUAGUGUCUUCUAGAAGUAUCACAUUGAUCAGAGGUCUGAAGCAAACUUCCUCUGACGAGGAGGAAAGAAAGCAGUCUGCAGCCCGAACAGUUAAAAAACCAGAGGAGUCUGACGAUGCCGUCGACACCACGAAGCCUAUGCCAAGGAAAUCUAGUAGAAAGGGAAAGUCUGUUGGCUCUGCACUUCAGAUGUCAGCGGAAGAAUCGGAUUAUAUCAAAAAGCUCCAACGCAGGACGAAGUCUCUCGACGAGGGUAAAAAGAGUUUGCCAUCAGACGUGCUGGAAUCGAAAGUGUCUGUCGUAUCAAGAUUUGCUAAAUUAGAAAGUAAAUUAGAUGCGGUGACGUCAUCGACUCAACGCGGGGUGACUGAGAUUAAGUCACCAAAAGCUCAAAGAGUUGCCAGGUCUUCGUCGAUAGUAGUUCCGAAACCUCUUAGGGCUCCAAGCAUUUCCCGGAAAUCAAGGAAAAGAAGUUCCGGUACAGGGGCUUACGAGCGACAGUUAGAAGAAUUACAAAAUCAACUUGAAAAAGACAAAUCUAAAAGAAAAAAAGGGGAGGGCCCGGCUUCUAAAGUAAAAGCCGCUAUAGUGAAUCCCACAAGGUUGCAACUGAUACGACAACAUUUGAAGAUCGGACCCAAAGAAACAGAAGAGGCGGAGUCAGAUGAGAGAGAGUCCAGUGAAAGCUUAUCUAUGGCAGAGCCAUCUAUGUGGGAAUUGUUGUCAAAAAAGAGAGAUUCCGAGAAGGAAAAGCCAAAGUUUGUCGAUGAAAUUCCUGAAGAAACUUCAGAACCUAAACGUCCAAAAAAGCGAAACUUGAUUCAUUCUCAGUGGAAAAACAGCUCAAUGACUUUCGUUAGGGCCCAGACUAACUGGAGGAAACUGGUGCACUCUGUAAGGAGAGCUUCAAUAGAUGAAAAGGAAAAAUACACAUUAAAGAAUACCCGUUGGGACGAUAUUAGUGCCCAGGAACAAGCUAAAGAUGAAGAUGAUUCAAGCAAGGUCAUGGUCGAAUUCAUGAAGCAUCACCACGUUCACCGUAAAAGUCUUUAUAGAAAGGUGGAUUCGUCUACCAUUGUGACCAGGCACAUAGGCGCCACUGAGACGAAAGUCAGCAUACCUCGGUCAAUAAUAUCGUCAGACCCUCAAUCUAGCCCUGAUCUUCUAGACUCAUCAAAGCCCAUCAUUCCCGAGUCCUUGCUGAUCACUAUCCAGCAGAAGAUGCCCCACGGCAUGAGGUAUCAAGGAGGUUCAAUGCCAGAAAAAACUAAAUCUUCAAAGCGACUAGACAAAUCAAAAAAGAGAAAACCUUCAGUGACCUCGGCUAACAUCCCAAAGAGAAUAGAUAGUUUUGGUGAGGCCGCACUCCAAGUAAUUUCUGCCCUCUCUAAAAAGAAACCUGGCCAUAAGGAACUCGAUGGUACACGUGACGUAUUAUUGCGAGGCACGGAGUCGGCCAUUCUGACAACAGAAUCAGAAGAAUCCCCUGAAGAAGAUUUGCCAAUCAAGCCUUCGUAUAGACCAAUCGGAUUGUUUAAGAAGUUCAUUCUUGAGGAACCAGAAGGAACAACUUCAUCCGACACACCGUAUGUCAAAAUGAUGAAAGAUGAAUUCAAAAAGGAGAAGCUACGUAAAGGUUCGUAUCACCAGAAUAAAGCUAAUUCAGACACGGACCUCACCAGGGCCUCAUCAGAAACCAAGAUUCACGAGUCAAAGUCCGAUUCCAAAGUUUCGUUUGAAAAAGUAAUCGAUGCGAAAUGGAGGCUGAUUGAAGAAAGGAAUCGUUUUAAAGGUCAACGAGAUCCUUAUGCCAUUCACUAUACAGAAUCCUUCAUGAACUUAAGUCUCCCUAUGGUUCCCGUAGAAACGCCGCCAGGAAAAGAUGCGAGCUCAAAACGAGGAUUGGCGAGGAAAGAAAAAGAGGCCAAGAAAUUAUUGCUCAAGAAAGCUUCAAGCGAUAGUACAUCUUCACUAGUUUCGUUUGCCUCUUCAUUGGAACUACCUGAUGCCGUUAAAAGGUCUAAAGUUCUGAUCGAUCAGAAGCAAUACAAAGACGAACUAAUAGAUACUGUUACUACUAAAACGAAGCUGAAGAAAAAAGCUGGCGACAGACCUCUUUCCUCGCCCUUGGAUAACAUUAAACGUAAGCGAUCAGUGACGCAUCCAUCUUCUGGUUCAAUCACAUUCUUGCAAGACGAUAUGAUGACCGACGAGGCGGAGACGGAUAUUGCAGCGGCAGAGGAAGCAACUGAAAUGCCCAAGUCACCAAAAUACUCUGACGUUACUGGGCUCAGAGAUCGCCCUUUGGAAACGGAAAUCGCACCAGAGACGAAGAUAAAGAAAAUACGCCGUGAAACUAUUGAAGGGCAGCAGCAGAGCUCUCUUCCAGACGGCGAGAGAGUAACAGAGGAUGACGAAGAGCAACUGAAGCCUACUGAAAGUGAUAUUGCUGCAGAGAGGAUAAUGAAAGGGAAAUCAAGUCAACUUUCAUUAUUCGCCUCAAGCACAUCCUCUUCGGAGGACGAGUUCGUGAAGCAUGACAGCGAGACGCCAGUGGCAGCUGAUUUCGACGAAAAGAGUGAAGAUAGAAAAGCGCUGAGAAGGACAUUGUACGAAGUGGAUACCCGGAGUGAGCAAGAAGCACCACUGGAGAUAACGAAGGGUGGUUUUACAGCAGAGAGAAAGAAGACGAGGAAGGCGGAUGGACGAUUCACGAGAGCCCCAGAAACAGUUGCUGAAGAAAAAAUGCUCAAACGAACUCGCAUUGUUAAACGGGGUGAGUUUGCAAUGGGCAAAGAGACCAAAGCUCCGCCUGAAGAAAAAAUGCUCAAACGAACUCGUAGGGAAAAACAGGAUGAGUUUACAAUGGGCAAAGAAACCAAAGCUCCGACUGAAGAACAAAUGCUGAUAGAAACUCGCAGUAUUAAACAUGAUGAAUUUGAAAUGGGCCAAGAGCCCAGAAUUCCGUCUGAAGAAAAAAUGCUCAAACGAACUGGUAAAGAAAAACAGGAUGAGUUUGCAAUGGGCAAAGAACCGAGAGUUUUGUCUGAUGAAAAAAUGCUCGAACGAACUCGUAGUGCAAAACAGGAUGAGUUUGCAACGGGCAAAGAGUCGAGAGUUCCGUCUGAAGAACGAAUCCUGAAACGAACUCCAAGUGCAAAACAGAGCUCUUCUGCAAUGGAAAGUUCUUCGGUGGAGAGCAGGGACGACGUAAGCUCGAUUACGAAAACCUCAGAAGCUUCAUACAAAUCUCAAAGACAGGAUACACCGAAAAGAAAACGCGACAAUAAGCCGAAAGGCAAGAUUAAGAAAAAGGAACAAAAAUAUACGACACCAUCCAUGGCUGAUUUAGACAGACUCGAAGGGAUUUCCAAGAGGGACGACUCCGGAAGAGCUCAGCUCUAUCGAGAAGAUUCAGAGGGGAGUCAAGUUAGCAAGACAACUUCGUCAAUGAUUCUGCAGUCCAAGAAGGAUAAAUCUGACCAUGACGCAGGUCUGGUGGACACCGGUAGCACAUCACAAGAAGGAGCAGAGCUCUCGCGCACUAUUUUGUUUGAAUCAGCCAUGACGGGGGCAAGCGACACAACCGUUAAGUUUCCGAGAGGCAAAGAUUACUUAACCCCAAAGCAAUCGACUCCAGAUAUUGCCAUGGGAUUUACAAGUGAUAACUUUUACAGCAAGACUUCUUCUCAUAUGGGGGACUGGCUACAGAAACAACUGAAAGACAGAGAAGCGUCUUUAACAAGCGUUAAGGACAAAGUGCUAUCUUUUCAUACGACCAGCAGCCUUGGACAUGCACCACUGCGCAAGGCCACAUUUGGCGGGAAGGAAGUGCUUCCUCCUAUAAGAGACACAAAACAAGCAGCAGCUGUCAAAGACUUGCCAUUUACUGGGCCCAGGAUACUGAAACCUCUUCCCGGCCGUGUAUACACCUUCAUAAAGCCGUUCUCUAGGUUAUCUAGCGAAGGACAUUCCGAAAAAUCCUCCCUGUCACACUUUCUCCGGUCCUACGUGCACGUGAACCAGGAACGAGCGAUGGCCCGCGCCCAGUGGCUGAGCAGGAUAGCCACAAGUGACACCACCGACGCUUGUGCCAGGCCACCCUUACAGCCCAGAAUCAAGCGAAGGUUCCAGGGCUGGGAUGGCGGUACAUCUCUGGAAAGUCACACUAUGAUAGAUCUCCCAGACUUCAUCGACAAUGUACCAACAUUAAUUAAGGCUUUGACGGACACGAAAGAGAGGAUACAGAAGCGAUGUCAAGACGAGAAGAACUAUCAUAAAAAUAUUCAAUUCAGUAAAUCUCCAGCUGAAGUUAGCCAGGAAUACACAGCCUACCAUGGGAUAGAAGAACUAUUCCAAUUUAUGCUGACCAGCGUGGUACAGAACAGACCAGAUGACCCGUUGAACUAUCUCAUUGAACUGACCAGGGGAAUUUUAAGGCAGAUGAGUAAACGCCAGACUAUGGAUGACCUCAAAGAAAAGCAAGCCAGAUUUCACGACCCUUCUAGCCACCAGUCAUUGAGGAGAGGAUUAAACCGCACGCCUUCUUCUACUUUAAGCAAUAUGUCAAAUGCCUCAACUUAUACAUCGACAACUUCAUCCUCGUCGUCCUCACCACAAUCACAAUUAUCAUCAGCGCCACUUAGAUCAUUAUCGUCAACAACAUCAUCAUCAUCAUCAUCAUUGUUAUCGUCAUCACACGGGGUAUAUUCAUCUAAGUUCAACGAAACGUUACGAUUGUAGAUGAUUGCUUGUGUGUUUCGACAAUUUUAUGUGUUGUUUAGUCUAGCCGCUGACGAUGUCUGUGUGCUUAACCACUGGACUUUGACACUGUGUCUAUGUGUGUCUAACAGCCGGGCCGUGGCGAUGUGUCUAUGUGUGUCUAACAGCCGGGCCGUGGCGAUGUGUCUAUGUGUAGUCCAAGAGCCGGGCCUUGACGAUUUUUUUUAAAAUUAUGUUAAAUUACGGCCCCUGACCAUGGGCCUAUAUAUCUUAUAAACAGGCAUUGACGCUAUUACUGUGUGUGUUUUACAACCUGUGUCUGACGUUAAUACGAGAAUAUUUAUCUACUCAUUACUAAAAAGGCUCCAUAAUGUUCCAGGGUUUUUGUGUUCCCAACAUGUGCGGUUUGCGCGCUGGACUGUCGUUCACAUUUAUCGAUGGUCGAGGGUUCAAACCCUGCCCGCUCCCAUCCCCCGUCGUCCUGCGGGAGGUUUGGACUAGGAAGUAAUUAUCUUCAACUCUGAAGGAACAUCCGAAACAUGUAAAACAUUUUACAUUCUAAUACGUUUUCAUUCAUAUCACUGAUACAGUGCAGGUUACAACCAUAUAGAUAUGACUGACAACUUUCAUUAGGUCAAAUAAUUGUUAUGAGUAGUUGUUUUGUUUUUUUUUGUUCUGCUGACAAGGGAGUUAAGUUUUAAAACACAGAGCUUCCCAAACGACAAUACAUUAUCUUCCUUUGUUUGAUGACGUUAAAAAAUGUUGUUAUUGUCGGUAUUCUGAGCUAACAAAAGUUGUCUUUAUCGAUCGUAUAGAAUUAUUCACUGUGGGGGUUUUUUGAAAAGACAUUUUAAGUGUCAUGCCUGGAUGCCUAUGCUGACUAUGACUGUACUUGUUAUUAUGUGGGUGAACGAAUCUUAGUGACUGUUUAAUGACCGUGUAAUGACUCUCUGAGACUGUUAACACAGCCAAUAUAAGCGACAUUAUUUUAUAAAUAAAACAAACUAUAAUAUAUCUAACACUUAAUAUCAUUUUAUACGACAAAUACUUGUCCAUUUAUACACUACAAUGAAAUAUGUUUUUAUAUCCAUAUAUUAUCAUAUAUCUAUAUUUACAUAUGUAUAUGCCAUGUAUGUGUAUAGCUGAUGAUUUGUGUUUUAAGGGACAUAAGCGUAGAUAUAAAAGUCUAUAAAAUAAA